GCUGUUGAUAAUAAAUACAAUAUGUCUUCCAACGGUAUUACUGAAGUCGAUUCUGGUUUGAUUGAAUCUAACUACGACAAUGUUGUUUACUCUUUUGAUGAUUUAAACUUGAAACCAAAUAUCGUUAGAGGUAUCUUUGGUUACGGUUACGAAACUCCAUCUGCUAUUCAACAAAGAGCCAUUUUACCAAUCACUGAAGGUCGUGAUGUUUUAGCUCAAGCCCAAUCCGGUACUGGUAAAACUGCUACUUUCACCAUUUCUGCUUUACAAAGAAUUGAUGAAAAUGAAAAAUCUACUCAAGCUUUGAUUUUAGCUCCAACUAGAGAAUUGGCUUUACAAAUUCAAAAUGUCAUUACUCAUAUUGGUUUAUACUUGAAUGUUUCUGUUCAUGCUUGUAUUGGUGGUACUUCCACUUUAGAUGAUGUUGAAGCUUUCAAAUCCGGUGUUCAAGUUGUUGUUGGUACUCCAGGUAGAGUUUUAGAUAUGGUUGAACGUGGUGUUUUAAGAACUUCUAAAAUUAAAAUGUUCAUUUUAGAUGAAGCCGAUGAAAUGUUAUCUUCUGGUUUCAAAGAACAAAUUUACAACAUUUUCAAAUUAUUACCAACCACUACCCAAGUUGUCUUAUUAUCUGCUACUAUGCCUCAAGAUGUCUUGGAAGUUACCACCAAAUUCAUGCAAAACCCAGUUCGUAUCUUAGUUAAAAAAGAUGAAUUAACUUUAGAAGGUAUUAAACAAUUUUACGUUAAUGUCGAAGAAGAAGAAUACAAAUUUGAUUGUUUGGUUGAUUUAUAUGAUUCUAUCUCUGUUACUCAAGCCGUUAUCUUCUGUAACACUAGAUCUAAGGUUGAAAUGUUAACCACCAAAUUGAAAGAACAAAGUUUCACUGUUUCUGCUAUCCAUGCUGAUUUACCUCAAUCUGAAAGAGAUACCAUCAUGAAUGAAUUCAGAUCUGGUUCCUCUCGUAUCUUAAUCUCUACCGAUUUAUUAGCUAGAGGUAUCGAUGUCCAACAAGUUUCCUUGGUUAUCAACUACGAUUUACCAGCUAACAAAGAAAACUAUAUUCACAGAAUUGGUAGAGGUGGUCGUUUCGGUAGAAAAGGUGUUGCCAUCAACUUUGUUACCGAUAAAGAUGUUGUCAUGAUGAGAGAAAUUGAAAAAUUCUACUCUACUCAAAUUGAAGAAAUGCCAGCUGACAUUGGUGCUUUAUUAAGUUAGGUUAACGAAUCAAAAAAAAAUUUCACUACUUUUCUUUUUUUUUUUUCCGUUCUUCUUACUAUAUCUUUGAUUAAUUUGGCAUGGG
Hyphopichia burtonii NRRL Y-1933 is the source of this 1300-nucleotide messenger RNA. RefSeq names its product translation initiation factor eIF4A (gene TIF). The record is from RefSeq and is a predicted model, not a curated record. Gene Ontology annotation, molecular function: RNA helicase activity; RNA binding; ATP binding. The transcript has a single exon. Lineage: Eukaryota; Fungi; Ascomycota; Pichiomycetes; Serinales; Debaryomycetaceae. Bases 22 to 1215 code for a protein of 397 amino acids.